Dothidotthia symphoricarpi CBS 119687 is the source of this 2514-nucleotide messenger RNA. RefSeq lists its product as uncharacterized. The coding region runs from base 1 to 2514 and encodes 837 amino acids. The record is from RefSeq and is a predicted model, not a curated record. The transcript has 2 exons. Lineage: Eukaryota; Fungi; Ascomycota; Dothideomycetes; Pleosporales; Dothidotthiaceae.
AUGGCGAACGAAAAACACGGUCGCAAGUCGUUUCUGGGCGGAUUGCUGCAGCGCUCUCGCACCUCCGACGCGCAAACGACUCCCCCGAAGCACAGUCGAACCCACACUGCGCCCGAGACGCCGACGCUGUUGCGCCUGCCCUCGACGGCCUCCACGGUAGCCUCGACCGCGUCGCGAUCUCGACGCGCCACGCUGACGACUCCCGAGACGCCCACGGCCGCGCCCUCGACCUCCGCCGCCACGUCGCCCUCGUACUUCUCUCCCCAGCCCGCUGCGUCGACGAAGGAGGUGCGCUCGCCUGGCACACGCCGCCCGCCUGCCUCGCACAGCACCGGCUAUGACACGUCCCGCGGUCCGCCAGUCACGCUGAUCACCCGCGGCAACUCGGACAUUGCGCGCCGCCCGUCGCAGCAGCAGCAGCAGCAGCAGCAGCAGUCGCAGUCGCAGUCGCAGCAGCAGUCCAUGUCAGUGGGUCCGCACGGGUCGAGCCGCCGCAAGGACGAGCCCCCACAGACGAAGACACAAACACCGCAAACAAAGCCUGCGCCCAUGCGACGAGCUUCGACGAGCAGCGCCCGCCCUGCCCGACACAUGGCCCCGAGCCCCAGCCCCAGCCUGUCGUCGACCGACUCGUCCGACUACGACGCUGGCCCCGCCAGCCAGCCCAGAGACCGAGACACGACCAGACGCGCCGCGACACAGGCCCCACGCGCCCGUCCCCAGCACACCGAGGACCUCUUCAUGAACAUUGCCGAGGACAGUGCACCGCGCCAGCGCAUCGUCGACGCGGCGGCGCGCGAACGGCUCCGGUCGCGCAUCGCCCGCGUGAGCAACCGCUCGUCGUUCCCCUCGGGCCUCAACUCGCCCUCGCCCGUCCACUCCAACUCCAACUCGUCGACGCCGACGGCCAGCGUGAGCCGCAUCCCCUACGCAGACCCCAAGUCGGCCAGCCAGCCCCGCCGCGCCUCGCUCCUCCCCACCACCUCCAGACACUCGCCCGUCUCGUCCACCGCAACCCUCGAGACGCCCCGCACGCGCCUGCCCGAGCUCACGUCCAAAUCCUCAUUCUCCUCCAGAAAAGAUGCCCAGCUCUCGCCGCAAGAGUUCCUCGCCCAGUUCGGGAAGAAGACACCCUCCUACGCCGACGCGAACAACACCCCGCCCACCCGCUUAUCGGCAUAUCGUCCCUCAAACCUCAACUACUCGUCUGCACGUGACGAUCCCAAAACGCCCCAGGCCGACUCCUUUCCCGAGGGCGGCUCGCGCGCUGACGGCACCGAAUCGCACGGCUCCACGGGGCCCGCAACAUCCGUAUGGGACGAGCUGGACGAGCUGAAGACCAGAAUCCGCAGAAUUGAGUUGGUCGGCAAGAUCCCAUCCACGUCAGGCGCCGUCGUCUCCCAAGCCACUUCAGACCGUCCACGGACUGCAAACACAUCCGCCACGACAGUCUCAUCGUCACCCAACCAACCGCGCAAAUCUGCCCCUUCCUCAUCUGGCUCGACCAUCGACACCCAAACACCUAGUAGAACCCAUCCUUUGCUGCGAGAAGCGCUGGCAAAGGUCAGACAGCACACUUCGCCUGAUGUUUACCGUAGACUGGAAGCGAUAGCAGCAGAAGCGCUUGCCAUGGCGGAUUUGACCGGGAGCGCAGGUCCCCAAGGAACAUUAAACUCGACCAGCUCCGUUGUUGGCGGCGCUGUCGUGCCCGACCGUCAGAUUCGUCGCAAAGCGGACAAUAUCUGUCGCGGCUUGACGGAGCUUUGCAUAACCUUGUGCGACACCAAGUCAAGUCUGUCAAGCCCAGCUGUAAGAGCUUCAGCCAUCGCAGCAUCACGUCGGCCAAGUGUGCAAGUCAAUGGCGAGUCACCGCCUGUCCGACAAAGCAUCGAGCCCGAAUCCAACUCACUGCCAGGCGUCAGUCCGAGCAGAGCGCUUACGCGUAUUGAAGCCCGCAGGACCAGUAUGAUUGCUACCGGAAGUCUUCGAGAAUCCAGCCAAGACAGAGAUCGCGCAGACUCGCGCAGUUAUUCACGUCAACGGGCAGGCACAAGUCUCCACCGCGCUCGCCAAAGCGUCGAUGACGACGACGAGGACGACCCAACAAUACGAGCGCCUUCCCGCGCAAUGACAGACUUUAGGAACAUUCGAUCUGCCGAGAAGCCCACCACCACCACCAGCAGAUUUUCCAGCAGAAACUAUACAUCCCAGGAGCCAAUGCCCGGACUCCAGCCCUCCCCCGCGAUUCAACCUACCUCGGGUCUCCGUCGCCCGACUGUCACGGGCAGCACCAACGAAAACAGCCUGCUCUACAGAGACAGCACCAGACGCUACAACUUCGACCGCGAGGGCUCUCCCGCACACGAAAAGCAGAUGGCAGGCAACUUGCAGGCCAGGACGCAGUUCAGCAACCGAGCGAAUCUCAACCGCAAUUCCAUCGGGACGAUGAACGACAUUGGUCGCAGUGUGAGCCUGGGCGGGAGAAGACUGAGGGGCGCGAGCAUUGGCGAGUGA